Molecule: messenger RNA, 2409 nt
Organism: Ziziphus jujuba (common jujube)
Lineage: Eukaryota; Viridiplantae; Streptophyta; Magnoliopsida; Rosales; Rhamnaceae
Product: 2-hydroxyacyl-CoA lyase
Exons: 2
Coding region: 395-2131 (578 amino acids)
Biological process (GO): fatty acid alpha-oxidation
Cellular component (GO): peroxisome
Molecular function (GO): thiamine pyrophosphate binding; catalytic activity; magnesium ion binding
Source: RefSeq, a predicted model, not a curated record
UAUUAUGUAGUUUCUUAAUUUGGAGAUAACAAACGAGGCACUUUUUGAGUGACAGACAGAUAAGACAUGUCGGCGGCUCUGAUCGAAAAAUGAACCACCCAAGCAGAAAAGAACGAAAGCCACCAACUUCACUUCCAUUCCUGCAACAAUUUCUCAUCAAUUUUGCUUCCUCUGCCUACUACUGCUUCUACUCCAAAACGCCGCCGUCGCCUCCCUCAGAUGAUAACUCUCUGAAAUUCUCCGUAUUUUUCUCCUGAAACGGAGGGCACCACCGUCAUUCAAACAACUUAUAAAUAACCCACAUCUCUCUCUCUCUCACGCUCAUUUCCACAAACACGUCAACUUCGUUCUCAUCUCUUUACCUUCUUCUUCUUCUUCUUCUUCUACUUCUUCAAUGGCGGACUCAGACACUAAAACCGCCAUUUCGGAACUCUUAAUAGAUGGCAACGUCCUGGCUGCCAAGGCCCUGGCUCGAUUCGGCAUCGACCGCAUGUUCGGCGUAGUGGGUAUUCCGGUCACCUCUUUGGCGAACCGUGCUGUCUCUCUUGGCGUCCGGUUUAUCGCCUUUCACAAUGAGCAAUCCGCCGGAUAUGCCGCCUCUGCAUAUGGGUAUCUCACCGGCCGUCCGGGUGUCUUACUCACAGUCUCUGGUCCUGGCUGCGUCCAUGGGCUCGCCGGUAUGUCGAACGCCAUGGCCAACGCUUGGCCAUUGAUCAUGAUCUCCGGGUCCUGCGAUCAAAAAGACUUUGGCCGUGGAGACUUCCAAGAGCUUGAUCAGAUUGAGGCUGUAAAACCCUUCUCUAAAUUGUCAGUAAAAGCCAAAGACAUUAGGGAAAUACCGGAUUGCGUGUUCCGGGUCAUUGAUCGCGCCGUUUCUGGUCGGCCGGGCGCUUGCUAUUUGGAUCUUCCUUCUGAUGUGUUGCACCAGACUAUCCAUCAGUCAGAAGCUGAGAAAUUGUUGGAAGCUUUGGCUGAGAAUUUUGAGAAGAAGAAGAAGGAAGUGACCGAUAGCGUUUCGAAUUCGGACAUCGAGAAGGCGGUUUCGUUGCUUCGAAAUGCGGAGAGGCCUCUGAUUGUGUUUGGGAAAGGAGCUGCUUUUGCAAGAGCUGAGAAUGCGUUGAAGAACCUGGUGGAGAAAACUGGAAUCCCAUUUUUGCCUACUCCAAUGGGUAAGGGAUUGUUGCCGGAUACCCAUGAGCUGGCGGCGACGGCAGCGAGGUCGCUGGCUAUCGGAAAAUGUGAUGUGGCACUCGUUGUUGGUGCCCGGCUUAAUUGGCUGUUGCACUUCGGCGAGCCGCCCAAGUGGUCUAAGGACGUGAAGUUCAUUCUGGUUGAUAUUUCUAAGGAAGAGAUUGAGUUGAGGAAACCCCAUUUGGGUUUGGUUGGAGAUGCUAAAAGGGUUUUGGAAUUGAUCAAUAAGGAGAUUAAGGACGACCCAUUUUGUUUUUCCAAGUCUCAUCCAUGGGUGGAAUCCUUAUGGAAGAAGAGCAAAGAUAAUGUUUCGAGGAUGGAGGCUCAGUUGGCUAAGGAUGUUGUGCCUUUUAACUUCUUCACUCCAAUGAGGAUUAUUAGAGAUGCAAUUCUUGGGGUGGGAAGCCCUGCUCCUAUAUUGGUUUCCGAGGGGGCAAACACCAUGGAUAUUGGUCGAGCUGUGUUGGUUCAGACGGAGCCGAGGACGAGAUUGGAUGCAGGGACUUGGGGAACAAUGGGGGUUGGUCUGGGUUACUGCAUUGCAGCUGCCGUGGCUUCUCCUGAUCGGCUUGUUGUCUCGGUUGAAGGGGAUUCUGGAUUUGGUUUCAGCGCAAUGGAAGUUGAGACCUUGGUUCGGUACCAGUUGGCUGUGGUCGUGAUCGUCUUUAACAAUGGUGGUGUAUAUGGUGGUGAUCGAAGGAACCCUGAAGAAAUUACUGGUCCUUUCAAAGAUGAUCCUGCACCCACUUCUUUUGUACCUAGUGCUGGAUAUCACACUUUAAUUGAAGCUUUCGGAGGCAAAGGUUAUCUAGCCGCAACACCUGAAGCACUCAAGGCUGCACUUUCCGAGUCUUUUUCUGCAAGAAAACCAGCUGUUAUAAACGUUAUAAUUGAUCCUUACGCUGGUGCAGAAAGUGGUAGGCUGCAACACAAGAACUGAUGUAGCCAAGCCAUUUCAAUUGGUAGGCGGGCUUGUUUUGCUCUCGGAGUUGGAGUUGGAGUUGGUUUGUGAAUUUGCUGGUUAAUAAUAACAUUAAAAAAAAUUUAAAAAAUUAAAAAUACUAAUAAAAAAAAAAACAUUAAAAUUGUUGAAUUUUGGUGUAUAGUUUCCCUGUUAUCAUGAAAAUCAGAGCACCUCACGCAUUCCUCAGUUCUGUGUAAUUCCAAGAGAUAUUGAAUCAGUAUCUUCGACUAAUGGGAUUGACACGUUUGAAAUUA